AUGAGAUUCAUCUUUGUGGACACCUUACCACCUUAUUGGGAUCUCCACUCAGCUCGUGGUCGCUUGCUGAAAUUCCAAGGGAUCACCGUUCAACCGAAAAUCUGCGAUUUGGCCAGCACUCUGUACGCUUGCUCGAGCGGUGUUCGCUUUGACUACACGUGCUACAUGGCGCUCGGACGAAAUGAAACAGAUGCCCAGGACUGGCUGACGGAUGGAGCAGUCGCCGACUACCAGUGCACGACCGGUUAUGCAGUUUUAAUGGCCAACUUUGUUUGCAUCACUUCGACAAGACUCGCGUACGCUCCUGAAAUGGAGAACUGCAGCGACGUGAUGAUGGCUGCCGUGGCUAAGGGUGGAAAUGUUUGCCCGCGCCUUACUACAGCCAGGCAUGCGGCUACAAUCCGGGCGCGUGGUGUUGCGGGUCGGAUCGAGCCGGAAUUAAUGCCAACAACGAUCUGUGCGACCGAAUGGGUCUCCUCAAUCACUGUCCCGACUUUAAAUGAUGUGUCACAGUGGGGCGCACUCCCAUCCGUCACCAUCGCCAAUUCAGUGGUCAUCAAUUCCCCGGAUUACGGCGUUUUGAUCACGAAUUCGACCUCUGACAUCGUUUUCACCAAUCUCACCUCAAAGACCAAUGGUCAGGGAAUGCAUCUCGCUGGUGCGGUGGCUGGCACGAUUUUGGUGACGAAAUCGAAUCUUUCAUUCAAUUACUAUGAGGGAAUCUGGAUUCUCCUCGCAGCCGGCACUCUGAAUCGAAAUUUGUCUCUAAACAUUGACAGCACAUCGUUCGUCUCAAAUGGGAUACUAGGAUUUGGUGGUGCGAUCGAUUAUUCAAGAGACAAUGUGACAUCGCAAGACAUCUCUGAUCCAUUCAACUUGCUCGUCAACAAUUCGAUCAUUGAGGGGAACAACAACGCAACUGCAAUUGAAUUUGAUCAAUGCUAUUCCUGUUCGGUGCAAGUGAUCAACAGCAUUUUGAAAGGAAACGGAGGUGGGAUCAAGUCACCGACGGCGCGACAAAUGAACGUUGUCGUUGAUCGGAGUCGCUUUGAUGCAAAUCUCGGCUAUGCCAUCAACCUCUACGCUUCGCAAACGAAUUCCCGAAUCACGAACUCGAUUUUUGUGAACAGCGCUCAAGUGGAGAAUAGCUUUUAUGGGCUUCAAUUCGAGUUCCUCAUCGGGUUAACCCCUUUGCAAGAUGAUCCCGAUCAACGCUUCAUUGUCACAAUGACAAACAACGUGGUUUACCGAAAUAAUUUCACGACAACUGUCGGAUUGUUCACCAAUGGGACGAGUGGAUCACAAAACAAUAUUCUUCUCAGCAACAACUAUUUCCUGGAGAAUCAAGGACAAGAUGUGAUAUUCCAAAAUGAUUCUUGGAUGAGCAUCACGAGGAAUUAUUUCAACAAUCCAUUGGCACAAUGUGAUAUCACGAUGAGAGCAUCGAUCCCAAACGUGGCCGACAAUCGUUUCUGGACGAGUUCGAAUGCGAAUCUUGCGACCACGAUUCGACCGAUUCUUUCGAAUGAUUUCAAAGAUGCGAACGCGUUGGGUGCUCAACUCCAAACACUUCCCGUUAUGCCGAAUCAGUCGAGCAACUCUGCGAGCUUGAUGCGCACCUGUCGUGCCCCAUCCAAUCAAACCCGGCUACACGGCCUCGGUGAUACGACCAGCUUCAAGUUUUCGCUGAAUAUC
Messenger RNA from Mesorhabditis belari, 1695 nucleotides. Lineage: Eukaryota; Metazoa; Nematoda; Chromadorea; Rhabditida; Rhabditidae. The record is from the annotation of a GenBank genome assembly.